Molecule: messenger RNA, 2536 nt
Organism: Tripterygium wilfordii
Lineage: Eukaryota; Viridiplantae; Streptophyta; Magnoliopsida; Celastrales; Celastraceae
Product: protein MICRORCHIDIA 2-like
Exons: 18
Coding region: 391-2241 (616 amino acids)
Cellular component (GO): nucleus
Molecular function (GO): ATP hydrolysis activity
Source: RefSeq, a predicted model, not a curated record
CGAUCAGAUUCACACAAGCACCGACCAUGUCUCUGCAACGGUAAAGAUUUUGACGAAAAGUUCCCUUAUAAGAUUCCUUAAAACGCGCCGUUUCAGUUCUCUAGAAACACCGACCCUGCAUCUGCAACGGUGAGAGUGAGAUUUCGACGAGAAGUUUUCCUAAAACGUGCCGUUUUAGUCUUCCAAAGGCGCCGACCCUGACCUCUGCAACGGUAAGAUUUCGAUGAGAGGUUUCCGUUGUAAGUAUCCUCUACUCCGCAUAUGGGCCUGCGAGGAAGGAAAGUUUAGGUUUGAUAGGAUUUAGACGUCGUUGGAAUUCAAAGCAAACCAGUUGCUCGCGUAUUCUCCGAAUCGUAACUCUCGAAUCACACACCGUUAUUCGCAGCUCUAAUGCCGCCUAAAACUGAGAAAGUAGUGGUCGAUGUGGUGGAUAUCGUCAGCAGCGACGAUGAAGAGUGUGUAGCACUGGCUACUGGAACGAACAAUCCGACAUCGCCGAUCCGAAGAGUGACGUCGCAAAGCAUAUCCCUAGCGCCGCCGCAGCAACAACUUAACUCUGGGGAUAUCGCGAGGCCGUUGGUUCAGACAGAUCAAAACCUCGAGUCUCGCAGUUUCUGGAAGGCCGGGAAUUACGCUCUGAGCCGCACCGCCCGUUCUGCUCCCGCCUCAGGUCAGUUGGAGCACGCACGAGUACAUCCCAAAUUUCUCCAUUCUAAUGCGACUUCCCAUAAAUGGGCUUUUGGAGCAAUUGCAGAGCUCUUGGAUAAUGCUGUUGAUGAGAUUCACAAUGGUGCAACUUUUGUGAAGGUCGACAAAUUUGAUAUCAUAAAAGACCAUGCUCCUGCUUUAAUUUUCCAAGAUGAUGGUGGAGGAAUGGAUCCUGAAGGUAUGCGAAAAUGUAUGAGCUUGGGGUAUUCUUCCAAGAAAUCAAACACAACAAUUGGACAGUAUGGUAACGGAUUCAAGACAAGUACCAUGCGGCUAGGUUCUGAUGUUAUUGUUUUCAGUCGUGCAACUCAUGAAAGCAAAGCAACCCAAAGUGUUGGUCUUUUAUCCUAUACUUUUUUGCGGAAAACUGGACAGGAUGAUGUUAUAGUUCCCAUGAUUGAUUUUGAUGUUUCUGGCCAGUUGGCAGAACCAAUAAUUUAUGGCUCACAGGAUGACUGGUACUCUAAUUUGAAAACUAUCCUUGAAUGGUCUCCAUUUGCAUCGAAAGAGCAGCUUAUGCAGCAGUUUGAGGAUAUUGGACGUCAUGGUACUAAAAUUAUUAUAUACAACUUGUGGCUGAAUGACGAAGGCAUAUAUGAAUUGAGUUUUGAUGAUGAUGAUGAGGAUAUACGGCUGAGAGAUGAAGCUAAUGGUGGAGGUUUAAAAAAAUUACACAAAAGAGUUGUUGAACUCCAAUCACAUAUUUCUUACCGACUGCGAUUUUCUUUGAGAGCUUAUGCUUCUAUUUUGUACCUGAGAAAGUUCAUAAACUUCAGCAUUAUAUUAAGGGGCAAGCCUGUGCAGCAGUUAAUGAUUGCAGAUGAGUUGAAAUAUUCAAAAGUUUCAAGUUAUAAGCCUAAUCUAGCUGCGUCGUCGAAAGAGGCUGCUGUGGAAACAACUAUUGGUUUUAUAAAGGAAGCACCUGCUCUUUCAGUUUCUGGAUUCAAUGUGUACAAUAAAAAUCGUCUGAUCAGGCCUUUCUGGAAAGUCACAGCUGAGGGUUCCUCCAAAGGGCAUGGGGUUGUAGGAGUUCUUGAGGCAAAUUUUAUAGAACCGGCACAUGAUAAGCAGGAUUUUGAGAGGUCGUCACAGUUUAUUCGGCUGGAAGCUAGGCUGAAGCAAAUUCUGAGCGAUUACUGGAAAAACCAUUGCCACUUAAUAGGACUUCUUCCGCCUAGCUUCCGUGCACAAAACAUGCAAAAGGAACUCCCUAGGCGAUCUGGUGGCAAGAACAAUUUACAGAAAGAUUUUCCUGUUGAACCAACAAUUGUUGAUCUUGAGAAGGAAACCCAUAAUGAAGUUGUAUCUGAAGAUGGUCCGGCAUCGGUAUCAGUUGAUCAGAUAUGUGAAGAGAAUAUACAACUUUUCUUGAGGUGUGAGGAGUUCAUGAAGAAGGAAACCGAAAUGAAAGAGGAGAUUGUGAAACUAGAAAAAGAGUUGGAAGCGGCUAAGAGGAAGCGAGCGCAACUUUCUUCAAUUGUGGAUACCAGCAGGAAGCAAAAUAUUGCAAAACGAUUGGAAAAGGUUUCGUAAAAUUAGACCCUGAAUCAUUCAGUGGUACUAGAAUGGCGGACUGAUGAUCCUUCAUACAGAAUUGGAUGUUCUGUGGGAGGGAGAAAUUCUGUACGGGUUUAUUUUAACCUUGAGUUGCUAGGACAAUUCUUGUACAGCCCAAUCUCCUUUGGCUGUGUAUAUAUGUAACUAGAAUUGACCCUGUUAGUAUCUGUGUACUUUGUUUGUUUAAGCCUUAAUUUAUAUUUUGCAUCUUUGAACUUCGAUUUGGAUCAAAUAAUAGAGGACUACGUUGCAGGCAAGCAUGCAUUGGAAA